CUCUUAGAAACUUUAGCAGCGGAGUAGAUGAGCCUGGGGUGAAGUCGGUGAAGGAGUAGACACACUGGGGUGAAGUGGGCAGGAGAAUAGAUACGCUUGGGGGUGAAGUUUGGUUGGGGUGAAGUUUAGGAGAGGCGUUGCUUAGGCCCUUACCUUGGGAUAGGGUUUGGGUGAGUUGGGAGCUGGUUGAAGACCUCGAGCUCAGAUGACAGAAAGUUAGGACUUGGGAUUCGGCGAUGGGAAGGGGCACCCGGAGCUCGGUAGCGCGGCGGGCAAGGCAGGCGCCAUGACCCUGAUUGAAGGGGUGGGUGAUGAGGUGACCGUCCUUUUCUCGGUGCUUGCCUGCCUUCUGGUGCUGGCCCUUGCCUGGGUCUCAACGCACACCGCUGAGGGCGGGGACCCACUGCCCCAGCCGUCAGGGACCCCAACGCCAUCCCAGCCCAGCGCAGCCAUGGCAGCUACCGACAGCAUGAGAGGGGAGGCCCCAGGGGCAGAGACCCCCAGCCUGAGACACAGAGGUCAAGCUGCACAGCCAGAGCCCAGCACGGGGUUCACAGCAACACCGCCAGCCCCGGACUCCCCGCAGGAGCCCCUCGUGCUACGGCUGAAAUUCCUCAAUGAUUCAGAGCAGGUGGCCAGGGCCUGGCCCCACGACACCAUUGGCUCCUUGAAAAGGACCCAGUUUCCCGGCCGGGAACAGCAGGUGCGACUCAUCUACCAAGGGCAGCUGCUAGGCGACGACACCCAGACCCUGGGCAGCCUUCACCUCCCUCCCAACUGCGUUCUCCACUGCCACGUGUCCACGAGAGUCGGUCCCCCAAAUCCCCCCUGCCCGCCGGGGUCCGAGCCCGGCCCCUCCGGGCUGGAAAUCGGCAGCCUGCUGCUGCCCCUGCUGCUCCUGCUGUUGCUGCUGCUCUGGUACUGCCAGAUCCAGUACCGGCCCUUCUUUCCCCUGACCGCCACUCUGGGCCUGGCCGGCUUCACCCUGCUCCUCAGUCUCCUGGCCUUUGCCAUGUACCGCCCGUAGUGCCUCCGCGGGCGCUUGGCAGCGUCGCCGGCCCCUCCGGACCUUGCUCCCCGCGCCGCGGCGGGAGCUGCUGCCUGCCCAGGCCCGCCUCUCCGGCCUGCCUCUUCCCGCCGCCCUGGAGCCCAGCCCUGCGCCGCAGAGGACUCCCGGGACUGGCGGAGGCCCCGCCCUGCGACCGCCGGGGCUCGGGGCCACCUCCCGGGGCUGCUGACCCUCAGCCCGCACUGGGAGUGGGCUCCUCGGGGUCGGGCAUCUGCUGUCGCUGCCUCGGCCCCGGGCAGAGCCGGGCCGCCCCGGGGGCCCGUCUUAGUGUUCUGCCGGAGGACCCAGCCGCCUCCAAUCCCUGACAGCUCCUUGGGCUGAGUUGGGGACGCCAGGUCGGUGGGAGGCUGGUGAAGGGGAGCGGGGAGGGGCAGAGGAGUUCCCCGGAACCCGUGCAGAUUAAAGUAACUGUGAAGUUUUCA
Messenger RNA from Homo sapiens (human), 1491 nucleotides. RefSeq names its product transmembrane and ubiquitin like domain containing 1 (gene TMUB1). The transcript has 3 exons. Gene Ontology annotation, cellular component: membrane; cytoplasm; recycling endosome. Lineage: Eukaryota; Metazoa; Chordata; Mammalia; Primates; Hominidae. The coding region runs from base 287 to 1027 and encodes 246 amino acids. Gene Ontology annotation, biological process: ERAD pathway. The record is from RefSeq and is marked validated.